Messenger RNA from Phaeodactylum tricornutum CCAP 1055/1, 1610 nucleotides. RefSeq lists its product with no specific name. The transcript has a single exon. Lineage: Eukaryota; Bacillariophyta; Bacillariophyceae; Surirellales; Neidiaceae. Gene Ontology annotation, cellular component: membrane; cytoplasm. The record is from RefSeq and is a predicted model, not a curated record. The coding region runs from base 209 to 1462 and encodes 417 amino acids.
CAUCGAUCCGCCGCAUAGCAUUCUACUUUUAUAGUUUGCUGUAAAGCAGAAACAAUUUUUUCUUCUCCACAAGGCCGAAAUCGUGGUGCUCGUUGCUACGACCUGGAAUUCCUGAAGAGCCUUUUUGUCAUUACAGUCUUCUCUCCCGCAGCUCCGCCCCCUUGGGAAAAAGCAGCGUGAUCCUAUACUUUGCCAACAAAGUCAACCCAUGUACUUAAGGCCAUCGCAAUGGCUCAUUGCUGCACUGUGUCUCGUCAGAGUUCAUUCCUUUGGUGGCCUCGAAGCGAUACCAUUCGCGGCAGUGGAUCACCACGCCCUCACUCAUUCAUUGACAAUAGCUUCUGGCUCUUCCUUUGAAGCUUUCACGUCCUCUACGAACACUCUUGCUUCCAGUCUACUCACUGCGUACACCGACACACUCGCAACGUACCCGUUGCCGACCAAGGUUGCAACUGGCGCUUCCUUGGCAGUUGUGGGGGACGCAAUUGCGCAAUCUCGAGAACCCGAUGCGUACGACAAACGCCGGGCCGCAUCCUUCAUGAUGUUUGACAUGGCAUAUCGAGCAACCCAACACGCGCUUUUUCCCAUAAUUGUACUGCAAUGCCACGGGCAGUUUUUGAUGGCGCCCAUUGUCGCAUUAUCGCCGUGGUGGGCGUCGUUCGCCUCUUUGGACGCGCUUGCCGCUAUGGAACGGACACUGGCGUCCCAACUGGGCAUUGUCCCCUUUUUGUAUUAUCCCGUCUUUUUCGCCUUGACGGGAGCUGUCCAGGGACUUUCCCUUGAUGGUGCCAUCAAUCGCGCGAAGGAAAACUUCAUCCCGCUCAUGAAACGCAAUCUACUGUUUUGGAUUCCGGUACAAUUCGUGCAAUUUGGUUUUGUGGAAGAGAAUUUGCAAAUUCCUUUUUUGUCCGUAUGCGGUUUGUGCUGGACCUUUGUUUUGUCCGUAAUGGCGGGCUCCACCAAGAAUUACAACCAAGAGGAGAGCACUGCUGAUUCUACUGUUACGACUAGAAAUCCCGUGACGGUGUCGACCAACGGGGCUACUAGUCAGUCAUUGCCGACGGAGGAUCGCUAUUGUGUCACCGGGUUUGAGGAAGGAUGUCACCUUCCAGAUGACUUGUUUCCGCACACGACUUUAAAAGAUGUGUCGCACGAGCUAGAGCACAUGGCUGAUGACUUCGCUCACGAACUCGUGGAGAUUGCCGACGAAGUUGCCCACGAAAUUCAUGACCUGGCCGAACUUACCGAAGAGGGCUGGCACGAAAUUACCGAGUUCGCCCAUUUGGAAAGGAAGUCACAGGCGUCCGCGAAGGUGGACAAAAGUGAAAUGACGGACGGUGGUAUUUCGAACAGGGAAAGCUCAAUGAUCGAUAUGGAGACUGGUUCCGCGAGCACGAAAGAAACUUCUGUGGCGAAAGCAGUGCAAGAAGACAAGGAAUUAACGCUGAAUCAGUACAAGUAGCAUCCGAUAGACAACUUGCUGUGAAUCUAUACACGCCGCCUUCAUUCGCUUCAUUGACGUGGCUACAGAGUCAAAAAAACAAAUUACUCUGGACCAUAUCAUAUGUUUCACGAGUCUAAGUAAGUUUAACUUGCUUGCUUUAUACUAU